Messenger RNA from Ananas comosus (pineapple), 2546 nucleotides. Its product is annotated as golgin-84. Gene Ontology annotation, biological process: Golgi organization; retrograde transport, vesicle recycling within Golgi. Bases 186 to 2276 code for a protein of 696 amino acids. Gene Ontology annotation, cellular component: Golgi cisterna; Golgi membrane. NCBI's taxonomy places the organism in Eukaryota, Viridiplantae, Streptophyta, Magnoliopsida, Poales, Bromeliaceae. The record is from RefSeq and is a predicted model, not a curated record. The transcript has 21 exons.
UGAAAAUAACCCCGCCACCCACCUCGGGUCCCCAGCGCACGCAGGAGCACAACCCAACUCCCUCGUCUCCGAUCUCUCCACAUUUCCCCCGCACCCUGACAUGCCGCGAAGCACCCCGCUCCCUCUCCUAAUUUAGCUCACCGCCUCCCUCUCAUCGUAGUUCGUAAACCCCAUUCCCUACCCCCAUGGCUUCGUGGCUCAAGGUCGCCGAAGACCUACUAGAAGUUGUUGAUCGGCGAGCGAAACUUGUUGUUAGUGAGUUGUCAGAGGAGCAGUCUGAAUCACAGGCUCCAGCUACCAAUGGUCAAGACAGUCAAUCCCGGAAGACGAGAUCACGGGAAAAGAGUCAAUUAAAGUUCUCCAACAUUGAAAAAUCUAAAAGCAUACUACCUCAAGCUGACCGGAAAAGCAAACAGUUAUUAGUUCCACAUGGAAAAGUUGAUGAAAUCAGUGCCUCUAAAACUGAUGAUGUUAAUAAUAAUGAAUCUACUAAUGCACCAGCAUCUGCUAAUCAGAAAGAUGCAGCAGUAUUAGUUACUGAAAAUGAGAGUGGUGAAAACACUGUUGACAAUAUGGUCGAAGUCCCACUGACAGAAGACAACAUUGAGAGCGCAGCUUCCUCUGCUAACCAGGAUGCUCUGGCUACAACUUCAACAGAUGAGAAUGAAGGGUUUCCUCUGCUGGCAGACAGGGAGAUCGAAGUUGACAGUGGAGAUCAUUCCACCAAUGGUGAUCUGACUGUCAGUGCGGUGGGAGAAAAUAUUUCCUUGACUGUUAACCAAGAGAAAACUGUUCCUGAAAUAGUUGAGAAACAGAGCAAUAGUCAUUCCCAAGAAACUGAGCCGGAUAUAAUAGAGACCUCACAAAAUGUAAACAAUCAGCAAGAGAAUAAAACGGAUGCCUCUGCCAUGAAAGUUCAGGACCAACUUGAUGAGGCUCAAGGAUUGCUUAAGACAGCCGUUAAAACUGGUCAAGCAAAAGAGGCUAGAUUAGCCCGGGUUUGUGCUGGACUUCAAUCCCGUCUUCAAGAAUACAAAUCAGAGAACGCACAGCUUGAGGAACUUCUUGUUCAAGAGAGAGAGAGGAAUAGUUCAUGUGAAGCUCACAUAAAGCAGCUUCAACAUGAUUUAUCUGCAUCCAGGAUGGAAGCAGCAAGAGUGGAGUCAAAUAUGGCUGAUGCUUUGGCUUCAAAAAAUUCUGAAAUUGAAUCUCUUGUCAGUUCUAUGGAUGCUAUGAAGAAACAAGCUGCUGCUUCUGAAGGAAAGCUUGCCUCUGUACAGGCAGACUUGGAGAAUUUGAGGAGAAACCGUGAACUGACAGAGACUCGGAUGAUCCAGGCUCUAAGAGAGGAACUUGCUUCUGCAGAGCGCAGAGCUGAAGAAGAGCGUACUGCACAUAAUGCCACAAAGAUGACAGCAGUAGAGAGAGAGGUAGAGCUAGAGCACCGGGCUGUUGAGGCAUCAAAUGCUCUUGCUAGAAUCCAGAGAGCUGCAGAUGAAAGCACAUCAAGGGCAACUGAAUUGGAGCAGAAAGUGGCUUUGCUUGAGGUUGAAAAUACAUCGCUGCAGCAAGAGUUACAAGACAUGGAAGCUCGUAACCGCCGCUUCCAGAAGAAGCCUUCUGAAGAAGCUAACCAAAUUCUUCAGAUGCAGGCAUGGCAGGAAGAAGCCGAACGUGCGCGUCAUGGCCAAAGAGAAGCAGAAAACAAGCUUUCUUCUUUGGAGGUUGAGCUACAGAAGAUGCGAGUAGAAAUGGCUGGCAUGAAAAGGGACGCCGAGCAUUAUUCAAGACAGGAGCAUAUAGAAUUAGAGAAGCGAUAUCGUGAACUGACCGACUUGCUGUACCAUAAGCAAACCCAACUAGAAUCCAUGGCCAGUGAAAAAGCUGCGUUGGAGUUUCAACUAGAGAAAGAGAUAAGGCGCCUUCAAGAAGCACAGGUAGAAGCCGAAAGGAGUAGAGUUGCGCGCAGAUCAGUGUCAUCAUGGGAAGAAGAUACUGAUAUAAAAGCACUCGAGCCUCUACCUUUACACCACCGGCAUAUGGCUGCAGCAAGCAUACAAUUGCAAAAGGCUGCUAAGCUUCUAGACUCAGGAGCCGUACGGGCUACUAGAUUUUUGUGGCGGUAUCCCGUUGCUAGAGUCAUCCUACUCUUCUAUCUGGUGUUUGUGCAUCUCUUCUUGAUGUAUCUCUUACAUCGCUUGCAGGAACAAGCCGACGAUAUUUCUUCCAGAGAAGUUGCAGCAUCUCUCGGACUCGGCAACUCAAGCUUGCCGUAGGUUUCCUCGUAGUUGCUCAUCCCGAGGCCCAUUCCUUUCUAAGGGGAUCUCUGGGGAUAAGAAAACUACUUAUGGCGGAUGCCCUCCCUCUUUUAUUUUUUACCCCUCUUCUGUAAAUCUGUUCUUGUUAUUUUGCUACUCUUUAAUCCAUUCUUUGAAGUUUCAUAUGAACCAACAAUUUGCUUCAGAUAUAUAUAGUGACAAAAAGAAGAUUCGUAUACAAUUGUAUGAAGGAAGCUUAUUUUAUGACUUCUUGAUUGUUCAUCUCUG